Molecule: messenger RNA, 2004 nt
Organism: Prunus avium (sweet cherry)
Lineage: Eukaryota; Viridiplantae; Streptophyta; Magnoliopsida; Rosales; Rosaceae
Source: RefSeq, a predicted model, not a curated record
AUGGAACGAUUUUUUAAGAGAAAGUCAUCUUCGGUUAGUAGUUCGAAUAAUGUUGGUACUUUGGGUUCAACUUCAAGUUCAAGACAAAGUGAGUUAGAUGGGGUUUUGGCUAAUCUUCAGGCAGACCCUGGACUAAGAACUCGAAUGAUUGAUUAUGAUUCUAAUAUUAGAGAUGAGAUCCGAAGGGCAUAUCUACAAAAAGGACCUUGUCAACCUAGAGGUCAUAAUUUCCCACAAAGUAGCAUUUCGGGAAUUAAUAGACGAUUCAUUCCUAAAUGGUUUGAUGAAUUUGAUUGGUUGGAGUAUAGUAUAUUUAAAGAUGCUGCAUUUUGUCUGUAUUGCUAUCUCUUUAAAUCCAAUUUUGAACAAGUGGGUAGUGAAGCAUUCAUUGGAGCAGGCUUUAAGAAUUGGAAGAAUGGGAGAGAAAGAAUGAAGACAUAUGUUGGACCGGUUGGUAGUGCUCAUAAUCAAGCUAGAGAAGAGGCUACAAAUUUGAUGAAUCAAAAUGCACAUAUUGAAAUGGCCGUGAACAAACACUCUGAGCAAGCUCGUAUGGCUUAUCGCACAUGCUUGAUUGCAUCAAUUAAGUGCACUAAGUUUUUAUUGCGACAAGGUCUUGCUUUUCGUGGCCAUGAUGAAAGUGCCACUUCAAGCAAUAGGGGAAAUUAUUUGGAGCUAUUGCAAUUCCUUGCAGACAAUGAUGAGAAAGUUAGGGCCGUUGUGUUUGAAAAUGCUCCGGGGAAUCUCAAGCUAGUAGCUCCUACCAUUCAAAAAGAUCUUGUCAAUUCAUGUGCCCUUGAAACACUUGUUGCUAUAAUGAGUGAUUUAAAUGAUAGAUUCUUUUCUAUAAUGGUGGAUGAAGCACGUGAUAUUUCGGUAAAAGAGCAAAUGGCUAUGGUGUUGCGUUAUGUGAAUGACAAAGGACAUGUAAUUGAAAGGUUUGUGGGCAUCCAACAUGUUACCGAUAUCACUUCAACUUCACUAAAGGAUGCUAUUGACACAUUCCUUUCUUCCAAUGGUUUGAGCUUUUCCAAGCUACGAGGACAAGGUUAUGAUGGAGCGAGCAAUAUGAGAGGUGAGUUGAAUGGCCUUAAAACGAAGAUUUUGAGAGAACAACCAUGUGCUUAUUAUGUUCAUUGUUUUGCUCAUCAACUUCAACUAGCUCUUGUUGCCGUGGCAAAGAAAAAUAUUGACAUUGCUUCUUUCUUCACAACGGCUAAUAGCAUUGUUAAUCAUGUUGGAGCAUCUUACAAGAGACGUGAUGCACUAAGAGCGCAACUCCAAGAAGAACUUGUGAUAGCUUUUGAAAAUGAUUGUCUUAUAACGGGUCGAGGCUUAAAUCAAGAAACAAGUCUCAAACGUGCCGGUGACACACGAUGGAACUCACAUUAUGGUACCUUAAUUAGCAUCACUUCUAUGUUUUCAUCCGUGAUUCAUGUGCUUCAAAUGAUUAUUGAUGAUAAUCCUAAUGAUAUUGCCGGUGAAGCAAAUAAAUUAAUGAGGGAAAUGCUUACUUUUGAGUUUGUAUUUCACCUUUUCUUGAUGAAAGCCAUAUUGGGAGUGACAAAUGAUUUGUCACAAGCAUUGCAAAAGAAGGAUCAAGAAAUUGUGAAUGCGAUGGCUUUAGUGAAAUCAUGCAAGGAAACGCUACAUUGGAUGAGGAAUAAUGAGUUUGAUGCAUUGGUUGAUGAAGUAUCUUCAUUUUGUGACAAACAUCAUAUUGAAGUUCCUAACAUGGAUGAGGCAUUUGUACUUCCCGGAAGGUCAAGGCGUAACGCUCCAAUUAAGACAAAUCGUCAUCAUUAUCGUGUGGAGCUCUUUAUUUAUGUCAUUGAUGAGCAACUUACGGAGUUAGAUGAUAGAUUCAAUGAGGUAAAUACUGAGUUGCUUAAUUAUUUGGCAUGUUUGAGUCCGGAUGAUUCAUUUGUAGCUUUUGAUAAACAAAAGUUACUUCACCUUGCUCAAUUUUAUCCUCAAGAGUUUUCAGAUAUGAUCGGUUCAUAA